AGUCUCAGCCGACACUGCGCGCGCCUCCAGGCACCGGCGUUAGCGGGUCGCCGACCCGCAAUCCCCGCCGCGGCUGCUUGCCUACCGGAGUGUGCGCCGGCACCUGCCGCCGGAGACAUGUUGCAAAAACCGAGGAACCGGGGCCGCUCUGGCGGCCAGGCCGAGAGGGACAGAGACUGGAGCCAUAGCGGAAACCCCGGGGCUUCGCGGGCCGGGGAAGACGCCCGGGUUCUCAGAGACGGCUUUGCCGAGGAGGCCCCGAGCACGUCCCGCGGGCCGGGCGGCUCGCAGGGGUCGCAGGGCCCCUCGCCUCAGGGCGCCCGCCGGGCCCAGGCCGCCCCCGCCGUGGGGCCCAGGAGCCAGAAGCAGCUGGAGCUGAAAGUGUCCGAGCUGGUGCAGUUCUUGCUGAUUAAAGACCAGAAGAAGAUUCCGAUCAAGCGGGCCGACAUACUGAAGCACGUCAUCGGGGACUACAAGGACAUCUUCCCCGACCUCUUCAAACGGGCCGCCGAGCGCCUCCAGUACGUCUUCGGGUAUAAGCUGGUGGAACUUGAACCCAAGAGCAACACUUACAUCCUCAUCAACACCCUGGAGCCUGUGGAGGAGGAUGCCGAGAUGAGGGGUGACCAAGGCACGCCCACUACGGGCCUCCUGAUGAUCGUCUUAGGGCUCAUCUUUAUGAAGGGCAACACCAUCAAGGAAACUGAAGCCUGGGACUUUCUGCGGCGCUUAGGGGUCUACCCCACCAAGAAGCAUUUAAUUUUCGGAGAUCCAAAGAAACUCAUUACUGAGGACUUUGUGCGACAGCGUUACCUGGAAUACCGGCGGAUACCCCACACCGACCCCGUCGACUACGAAUUCCAGUGGGGCCCGCGAACCAACCUGGAAACCAGCAAGAUGAAAGUUCUUAAGUUUGUGGCCAAGGUCCAUAAUCAAGACCCCAAGGACUGGCCAGCGCAGUACUGUGAGGCUUUGGCAGAUGAGGAGAACAGGGCCAGACCUCAGCCUAGUGGCCCAGCUCCAUCCUCUUGAAAGGUGGAUUCAGAGGGACCCCCGGGACAAGGGUCUGAGACCCAAAGGCACAGUUUAGAGGAUUGGGGGAAGGGAGAACGAACCCAGGGAGCAUAUUGCUGUAAACGCUUCAAUGUGUGUAGCUUUAGGAUGUGUUUGCAAAGUUUUGUUUUUUUAAUGUUGUGUUAUUUUGCUCCAGAUUUUCAUCUAUAAACAAAGGAGCAUUUGUUUUGAUUUUACUCUUUUUGGUAUAAAAAAUUUUGCUAGCUUAGUAAAACGAAUUGGAAAACUUGACUAUGAUCUGGAACAGAUAAUGCAAGAAGGAACACAUAAGUAAGUUGCUUUGGUGCCAAGAAAAUAAAAAAGCUAUUAUCAGGUCUCCUAACUACCCCAGUUUGUAAGGAAAAAUAAAAGUUUUUAUAAAAUUAAAAAAAAUAAUUGCCUAUAUCCUUAUUAUGUUAACCUAUUUUAUUUUUCUAUAUUUCGUACAUAUAUAAGUAUUAUUCAUGGUUCCAAGCAAUGAGUGUAAUGUAUUUUCUCCCAAUAGUAAUUGUUUAUAUUCAUAAUUAUUCAGCUCUGCUGCUAAACACGUAGUUCCACUUCGUUUUUUUCUUCUUGCUACUGUAGUUAUUACAAUAAAUACUGUAUUUUUGAAGCACUUAAGCAUUGUGUGUUUUUUAAAUCGUGGGUCAUGAGAGAAUUUCAUGACUGGAAAUCAACAUCUUAAAGUUUUUGCUACAUAUUAAGGUCAAUGCUGUUUUGUAGAAGUUGUUUCACUUUUGUGUGAAACAAAAUCAGGAUCAUGAGGUGAAAUAUAUUUCUCACUGUGGAUCUCAAAAAGGCUUAUAAAACAAUAGCGUAACCAUUAACCAUGCCUGUUUGGGAAUCGGACUGUCUGGGUUGAGAUCCUGGCCCCACCAUAACUAGUAUAUGAAUUUACAUAGGUUCCUUAGUUUGUAUGCAGAUGUUUCUUGACCUGUAAAAUGGUUUUAGUCCGUGAUGUGGAGAAUUUUAUUUGUUAUUCUUUAAUGUUUUUAUUUUUUAUUCUCCUUGGUCUGGAGCUGCCACUUUUUAAAUAUAACUUUUCUUUAUCUUUUUUUCCAAAUCAUUCCUAGGAGAGCAAUUCCUGGUUCAAAAGAUAGUCCUCUAGUCUCACUCUAUUGUAUGGGGAAAUAUAACGUGUAUGGUGAGUGUGCCCCACAUAGAACAUAAGAGCAGGACAUAAGAUCUACCUCCUAGGGAGUUAGGUAUAGGGAAAAGGGUAUGGGUCUUGGGGCUGUCUGGCAAACUGAAUUUGAAUUACGGCUCAUGCUAACUUGUCAGCAUGGUGGUUGUGGGGGUAGGUUUUAAGCUCUCUGAAUCUCAAUUUAUCUGUAAAAUGAGAAAAAUAAUAGCUAUAUAAUAGUUUUAUGCACUAAAUGAACUAGAAGAGUUCAUAGUCCCAUUGUGUUCCUCCAUUACGUGUAGCAGAUGCUGUUUUUAAUGCAGAGAUUCAACACGUUUUAUUCAGUGGGCAAAUAAGUUAAUUGUUUUAGGGGGAGGUGCUGCAAAUUAACCUUGAAAUAAGGCAAAUAUUUUUAACUCGGGGAAAAAAGUGAACUUCAUCAACACUGGACGGAAUGUCAUUUAAAAGAGUCUAUAGUGAGUAUGGAGGAAUGUGAUAGGUUACUGGGUUUUAUUUCAUUCUGUUGAAUUGGGAUUUGCAUUUGUUUCAUCAGUGGAAUAUGUUUGGCCCUUACAGGCAUUUCUUCUUGAUCUGCAUUUUAUUUCAGUGUAUAAACUCCUUCCUGCCUCCUGGUCCCCUUACCUCCCUGACUCAGCUUUCUCCUCCUCAUGCCCUCUGAUACUCGCAUUCUCACCUGUAUAAUAAAAAUUAUUACCCAGCAGUCACCACCAGUUAUAUCUGAGGCAAAAUUCCCCCCGCUUUUCUCAGAGGUGUUAGCAAUUUACCAUCGAUAAUCUUGUUUCAAAUUUUAAAAUAUGAAACAUCAGAGGCCACAUCAAGGCCUUAUAUCUUUUCCUUCUCACCCUCCCCAGAGGUAACAAAAGUCUGUGGCUAUCGGGCUGUUGUAUGACUUUAUAAUUUUACUAUACAUGUAUAUAUACAUAACCAAUAUAGAGUUUUAUUUUGUGGGCUUUCAUGAUUUAUAUAAGCGGUGUUACGUGUGUCCUUAUGCAACUUGCUGUACUCACUCACCAUUAUGUAUUUGAGAUUCAGCCAUGUGGAUAUAUGUAGACCUGAUUCACUCAUUUUAAUUGUUCUUUUAUGGGGGAAAAAUAACUAUCCAUUCCUUAAUGUCUGGACAUUUAAGGUCUUUCCAGUUCUUUGAGAUUUGCAGGCAUUGUACAGUACUUCUUUAGGCACAUGUGUGAGUUUCUCCAGCCAGAAACAAAUGGAGCAAUCAAGGACUAUUGCCAAGCUGCUCUUGAGCUUGUGUCAAGUUACACUCCCAUCAACAUUUUAUACAGUUUUGUUUUGUUUUUGUUUACCAAUCCCUCCACCUUCACCCCCUGUGAACACUUGGCCUUUUCAGUAUCUUUUCAGCCAUUCUGGUACAGUGUGAAAUGAUAAUUUAUUACGGUAUUAACUUAUACCUGUUGCUUACUAGUAAUGUUAAGUAUCUGCCUAUCUUUUGCUCUCACUCCUUUUUGAGUGUCAGAUUUCAUGUCUUAGACCUAUUUCUAUUGAUUUGUAAGACAUCUUUAUAUGUUCUACAUGUUAAUCCAUGGUCUGCUCUAUCUAUCUAGUGCAAAUACCUUCUCCCACAUUUUCACUUCUUUUGGUCAUACAGAUCAUUUGACCUAAAUGUGUUACGAUCAUUAGUGUUUAUAAGAGCUACAUUUGUGUAUAGUGCUUUAAAAAAUUCCCCUAAUCCUAAAAUUGUAAAUAUGUUUUCUGCCUUUUUUCCCUAAGUGUUCAAAGUUUUGAUCUUCACAUUUUAUGCUUUUAAUCUGCUUUUGUGUAUGAUGUGAGGUAUGGAAAUAGUUUUUGUAUUUUUCCUAUAUGGAUAGCCUAGCACCAGUUUUUCAUCAUUUAUACUUUCCACACUGAUUUAUGACACUCAGUAUUUUGUAGCAAUGUCCCAUGUAUAGAUAAAUUUAUGGCUAGGACUGAAUUGGUUUAUUUGCUAUCCAUUUGCAAAUACCAUACUGUAAUUCUUUUUUUCUUUUUGAGACGGAGUCUUGCUCUUGUCGCCCAGGCUGGAGUGCAUUGGCACAAUCUUGGCUCAGUGCAAUCUCUGCCUCCUGGAUUCAAGCGAUUCUCCUGCCUCAGCCUCCUGAGUAGCUGGGAUUACAGGUGCCCGCCACCACGUCCGGCUAAUUUUUGUACUUUUAGUAGAGACGGGGUUUUGCCAUGUUGGCCAGGGUGGUCUCAAACUCCUGACUUUAGGUAAUCUGCCCGCCUCGGCCUCCUAAAGUGCUAGGAUUACAGGCAUGAGCCACCUCGCCCAGCCUAUAAUUCUUUAGCAUCAUAUGCCUGUCUUCUUUUUCAAUUCUUAAAGCCUUUUAUUUUAGUCUUUUUUGCAUUGGCUGAAAAUGCAAUAUAUUAUUGAAAAGAAGCAGUUACAGCAGGCUCUAAGGAUGUUUCUGAUUCCUUAUUCUUGAUUUUAAAGGAAAUAAUUUUAAGUUUUGCCAUAGAGUGUGAUGUUUGCUGUUAAGAGUUUUUUUCCCCUAUAAAUACCUUUUAUUGGGCUAUUUAGUUACCCCUUCAGUCCUAGCUUGCUUAGAGAUGUUCAGAAAAAAAACUAUGAAUGACUUUGGAUGUAUAUAUGCUCUUUAUUUACCUGCUAAUAUGAUUAAAAUGUCUUAUUUACUCUGUAAA
Molecule: messenger RNA, 4834 nt
Organism: Homo sapiens (human)
Lineage: Eukaryota; Metazoa; Chordata; Mammalia; Primates; Hominidae
Gene: NSMCE3
Product: NSE3 component of SMC5/6 complex
Exons: 1
Coding region: 118-1032 (304 amino acids)
Cellular component (GO): cytoplasm; nucleus; chromosome, telomeric region
Source: RefSeq, marked reviewed